Molecule: messenger RNA, 3954 nt
Organism: Hyaloscypha bicolor E
Lineage: Eukaryota; Fungi; Ascomycota; Leotiomycetes; Helotiales; Hyaloscyphaceae
Exons: 8
Coding region: 35-3661 (1208 amino acids)
Source: RefSeq, a predicted model, not a curated record
CGAAACAUUCGAUCUGAGCUGGGCCACCAAAGCUAUGUUGAAUACUCUGUCGGAGAGUCAAUGGGGCGACCCAGUUGAACCCGCAGAACAUGGUCUCCUUUCGACGUUUCGCGAGAAGUUUUCGGUGGAUGAAAACGCUUCUAAGCUCGGUCAGAAGAUCUUCGCUGACGGAUUCGACGUGUUGAUAUUUACGCUUUCGACUCGCGUUGACCGUAGAGACCGCACGCACCUGAGAGCCUUCCUCCCGUAUAAAUUGCGUGGUACUCAGAGCGCAGCUAAAGAAUACUUUACCGCGAACGCGACUUGUUUGAGGAGAAAGAUGGCAUGGAUUAAAGUAUGCAACGCUCUCGACCAACGAUCUGCAAACGAACGUCUUUCAAAGGAGUUUGAAGAUAUCGCUGCCGAUUUCUUCAGUGGAUGCCCCGUCAAGGAAGAUUACGAAGCUGGUCAUGCAACGUUCAGUGCCGCACCAAAGCCUUAUAUUCUGACUUUCAAGGGGGGUGAUCGAACAAAAGUACUCCAAGAAAAUCCCCUUGCAAGCAAGACAGCAGCUCUAUUCCUCGAAGAUCUUGUUAUGGCCAAUGAGAUGGAGAAGGCUUGCCUUACAAAGGAAACGUACCAAACCGGCUUGAAGGUCUACCGUCACCAAUCCCAUAUCGAUACCUCCACCAAGCUGCGCAAUGCCCGAAAGUCACAAGAAAAGUACACUUACUACUAUCUGACGACGGGAGUGACUUCCAGUCAUCUGUCAGAAGGAUUGAAGGAGCUUAUCAAGACGGUUGCCGACACUUCCGGUCCGGAUAGUGACUUUACUGUACUUGGCGACGAUGGGGAAAACACACUGCACCCGGAGUACACACUCGAGCCAGUAGAAGCACCCAAUACCCCGGGAAACAGCUCGACCUUGAAUUCUGUUUCACCUGGACAUCCACCAACUGUUGAGGGAGCUUCGACUGCUUUCAGCGACAUCAGCUCAGCUUCGCCUGGGCUUGAUGCGACUGCAAAGAAGUCAAGCGUCCAUGAUUCCCCUGCCCGGCCCAGCCAGCUCAUUGCUUCUACCCCGAAGGUGGCUGCAAAGGACAACAAUUCCAAUGGUCCGCCAACAUUCAGCGAAGCGUUAGAUCAAUCCAAUGGCGGUUUACAAACCACUCCACAUGCCGACAAGGCCAACGUCACCGAAGUAGAGGGUACAAUUUCUACGCCCACAGUCGAAUCAGGCAGUAGUAAGAAGAAAUUCAGAGGAUCCAAGAGAAAGUCGAGAAACAAGAGAAAGGGCAUCAAGAAGAUCGAGGAACCUUCGUCUGGUCGGGACAAUCAGGAUCAAGAUCUUGCCACGGUAUCGCUGGAACAGCCAUCUGAAACACCUCCAAGCUUGGACAUUAAAGUUGAACCCGAAGCACGAACUCACCCUGGCCCCGAAAAUGCCGUAAUCUCGAAGCGUGACAACGAAUGGAGUGGGCUCAAGACAAAAGUAUCUCAUAAGCCCAAGAGCUCCAAGAACGAGGCAUGGCUUGUUCUCCCGAAUACUAGCAAUAUUGCACCGCCAUCUAAUCAAGCCGAGACCACUAAGGUGAGAAACUUUAAGCCCGAGGAGUAUACUACUAUGUCAUCGAACAUCCCAACUGUCAAAUCAGAAGAUGAUCAAACCAGCGGUAUCAUUCCAGCUGCCACCCAUACUACAACACUUCCUACCGUCGAAAAUAUGACAUGGGAUGAGACGGUCCGGAAUCUGCCCCCAGAAGAGGCCGAGGCAAUUCGUGUUCUCUCCCGGGAGUCACUGCACUCGGUUGCCCCUUCAGGCCCGCGCCAUGCGGGGAAUGCAGAUCAUGCUAUGGUUAACACUCCUAGCACCUUGUCUAAGCAUCACUCCACCGACAAGUUGCUUACAGCAGUAGGAAAGAGACAAGGUCAAGAAGUUGACGAAGCUCCUGGUGCUCAAGGCACUGGCCUUGAAUGGGCUGCUGCAGAACUUACAUCCCCAACAAAGUUCAAUAGUGGAUGGAGACACUCUUCGCUUCCAUAUCGAAGCCCCACUCCCAGCCACGACGAUUUUGAUGACUUCAUUGAGAUAUCGUCCACUCGGCCUCGCAGCAACACAACCACCAUUCUCAAUCCGCGUGUCAGAGCCGUGCAGUUUGGUGACUUCCCCGUGGCACUCCCUGAGUUGAACGAAAACAAAUAUUCUGCAAACUCUGGUCACUCUAGCAGUCCUUCUCAUAGUGUUCCGGAGGCGCCGUCGGCUUAUCACGAGCAAGGACAAUAUCCAGGCAACGCCCCCGGCUUCACAGAUGGUUUCCCACCGGCCGCUGGCUUUGCAAAUCAACCAGCUAUGCCAUUUGCAGCUCAAAUGCCCAUAUCGCAACCUCGCCAUGCGCCGCCAAUGUUCAUGCAUCCACCGUAUCCGCCUCGGGACCUUUUGCCUCCAGCAUCAGGUCACCUUGUUAGUCAUCCCAACCCUCAUCCUGUCCUUUAUGGUCUCCCUAUGUCUGGCUUCGCUUACCCACCCCCACCCAUGCCCUCUUAUCACUCUGGUCACUCUGGUCACUCUGGACAUAUCACCAAUCACGCUCAUCCAGUUCCCGUCACCGCUGACUAUCCGCCAAAUACUCACACUGGCUCGGGCAUUUCAAGCUACGGCCAUCAGUCAGUCAGAGAGGCUUCACAGCAGGAGGGAGAUCGCGACGAGAGCUUCACGGGUCUAUCUCGUAGCGACCGCGGUUUCGAAACCUCGUCCAACCUUGAUCAGCAGCCAGAACAAUCCACUAACGCCCAAGUCACUGGUACGCUUGCAGGUUAUACGUGUAGAUGCUGUUUCCGAGGAUAUGUCCCUAGCGUACAACAGCCGUUGUAUUUCUGCGCCGGAUGUGGCCCAACUGGUGCUAUUCGAUAUUGCUCAGUUGCAUGCCUCCUCGCAGACGCUUACAACCACUCACUUUGCUGCAUGCAAUAUCCGCAUUAUAUGCGAAUGGACCCCCACAACAUGCCCGAUGACUUAUAUGAAUAUGAACGCUUCUACCUCGCACCCGUCGAACUCAGAACUGAGAAGGAAACCCCCGAGAGAUUCCGACAGAGAUCGUUCGCUAUGUACUGCUGGCACGGCCCUUUCCCACGAAUCCUGAAAGCCUAUGCCUUGACGCAUGAGCUUCCAGUCGGUCUGCAAGGUUGUGAUGUGAACGAGGAGUUCAAGAAGACGGGCGACUAUCAUAUCUUCAGAUCUGAAGUCUCGGCUGCUGGCAAGAAGUUCGCCCCCUGUGAAGUCAUCUGUACCCUCCGCCUUCGUAACGGUGACCCUAUGAAGGAAGCACUCAACCGCGCUUUGAACGCCUGCUUGAUAUACUUGCAGCCGCGGGUUGUCAACUUCCUUUUCCGUCUUCUUCGCCACCUUAUUCAAGAUCUCGACACUUGGUCGCUCAUGAUGCCAGUUCUCGAUCAACGUAUGGUUCAUGCCGAAUUCAUCCACCAAUUCAGUCGAGAAUUCGGCUUCGAUGCCCAGGCUCACGCCCAAGACAUUGACACCUUUGACCUUACAGAAGACUGGAGACUCGUUCGACUUGACAUGGAAGACUUGGAGAUGCAGUUCCAGGUCCUUCGAUGCUGGUACCGUGCCAAGCGCGGCCAGUGGAUUUCAGGCCCUCUUGAGCCCAGAGACGCCUACAUGUGAGCGCUUCCACUUCAUUAGUGCAAGAAACUCUCGUUGUGGCAUCUCCUAUCUGCUGUUUGUUUGAGUAGUCAUCUGGUCUUUCCUUCUUAUCAUUUGGCCUUCCUCGAUCGGCUCCAUUGCUGGUGGCAUUUAUUUGUAUUGAGGGUCAUUUGACUGGCAUCUUCUUCCCCUUUACGGAGAAGAUCUACUUUUCAUCAAUGGUGUUUUUUCUCGAGAUUCAUAAGGAGUGGUCACAGCUUUCACUUUGGAGAGCACUAUCUUUCAUUCUUGUCAUUUGGCCCUCUUCUGCCGGC